This is a messenger RNA of Quercus lobata, 1392 nucleotides long. Its product is annotated as vacuolar-sorting receptor 1-like. The record is from RefSeq and is a predicted model, not a curated record. The transcript is spliced from 8 exons. Lineage: Eukaryota; Viridiplantae; Streptophyta; Magnoliopsida; Fagales; Fagaceae.
AUGAGAGAAAAGUUAGGAUUUUUGGUGUGCGUUUGGUUUAUGGUAUCUGGGUCUUGCAUGGGAAAUCUUCUUGUGGGAAAGAAGAACAGCUUUAAAGUGACUUCCCCGGACUGGUUGAAAGGAGUGUACGAAUGUGCACUCAAGGAUUUCAGAGUGUUUGGAAACGGAGGAAGAGGAAGCAUGGUUGGCAUUGUGGUUUAUGUAGGAGCCAAUCAAAAAGCAUGUAGGAAUUUAGAUGAAGUAGCAGGCGUCUUCUUCAAGUCUAUGCCCAGAGGGCAACGCAUGUUUCUCCUUGCCGAUCAAGGAGAUUGUUACUUUGCCUUGGAGCCAUGGAACACACAGAAUGGUGGACCAACAGCUAUUCUUCUUAUUGCAAGCGACUUGAUUGAGCCAUUGAAUAACAUUAUUACUCCUAGAGUCCUUAUUAGCAAAUCUUUGGGCGAUAUCAUUAAGAAAGCUCUAUCUAAUGGAGAGAUGGUUAACAUAAAUCUUUAUUGGCCUGAAACUCUUCCACAUCCCGCUGAGAAGGUUGAGUAUGAGUUUUGGACAAAUAUCAAUGACGAAUGUGGACCACAAUGUGACAGCCUGAUUGAUUUUUUCAAGAAAUUUAAAUGAGCAGCCUAGAUACUGGAGCAGAAAGGGUACACUCAGUUCACCCCACAUUAUAUGACUCAGUAUUGCCCAAGAAAUUUUGCUUCGAGCAUACAGUGCAGGUCUCAGUGCAUCAAUCAUGGGAGGUACUGUGCUCCAAACCGCAAUCCGGAUUUUAUGAGACGGUAUGAAAGGAGGGAUGUUGUGUUGCAAAUUCUACACGAUGCUUGCUUUUUUAAGGUGGCCAAUGAAAGUGGAAGGCCUUGGCUUUGGUGGGACUAUAUGACAGAUUUGGCAAUCCGUUGCCCAAUGGAAGAGAAGUACAGUCUACACUGCUUAAAUCAAGUUGUUAAAUCCCUAAUUGGUAGUGAUCUCAAGAAAAUAGAAAAUUGUGUUGGAGACCCUAAUACGGAUAUUGACAACCCAGUUCUUAAAGCCGAAGGGAAUGCACAACUUGACAGGGGCACCAGUGGAGAUAUUACUAUAUUGCCAACUCUUGUCAUAAACGACAGACCGUAUGAAGGUAUGAGGAAUAAGUUGGACAAGGCAUUAGUUCUCAAGGCCAUCUGUGCAGGAUUCCAAGAGACCAUGAAGCCAGCCAUUUGUUCUAGGAAAGAUAUAAAAACAAAUGAGUGUUUGCACAACAAUGGUAGCUGCUGGUAUGUUCUUUGUCUUAACGUUUUGUGGGUGUGUUUUGAUACUUUUCGGGGAAGAGUAUGUAAAUGCCCUGUUGUGCAAGGUGAAAAGUAUGUUGGUGACGGUUAUACUCUUUGUGAAGGAAAGAUAACAUUGUUUAUGUGA